GUUGGGCCUAUGAGAAGACACUUGGGUUUUGUAGCCCAUUUAUUGAGCUAUCAAUCAAUCUUUCCAGCCCAGGCCCCUUAUCAGUCAUCCCUUUCACUUGAAUCUGGAACUUCGACGAGGGUUUAUCCAGUCAGAAGACACUGCAGUUAACCAUAAAAGACAACCAGAGAACCUCUUCCUCUCCUCGUCCUUGCUCGCAGCUCUUCAUUCCUUCGUUUUCAAAAGUCGAAGCUCCGCUAAUGGCGUCCAUAAAUUUCAAUCCAUUUGGCGAGAACUGGUUCAAAAACCCACCAAAGCUACCAUUUCAACCAAUCAACCUCGUGUCCUUACUCUUCAAACCCUAUUCAAAAGCAACGAACUUUGCUUCCAUAUCCAGCUCCUUCUCCAAAAAGGAGAAAAAAACCGAACCAGAGGAGGAGAAAAAUCCUGCGAAAUAUAUCGAUAUGCUGGAGCAGUUCUACUGGGAGUGCGAGAAUUUGCCCGAUUACAGGCACACCCCUGAGGUUGAGAAGAUUCUGCAGGAAGACCCAAUUUUGGAGACGAAGGAGAACCCGACCCCGGAGGAGAUUAAGGAGAACCAGGAGUGGUGGGAAGAGUUCCGUGCCAGCCCGGUUGUGCAGUUCUUGGCCCGGACAGAGGAGAUUGUAGAUAAGCUUAAUGAGAUCGAGCUUCGGGAGAAUUCCAGACCUUACCGGUCAGAAGAUAGGAAGUUUUGGCGGUCAGUGCCUCAUGUGCUUGGGCUGGACGGGAGGCCGAUGCCUAGGAAAGCAAUAAAAAAAGGAAAACAGGCAGAUGAUAAAUUCUGGGAUUUUGCUAGACAGUUCUUUUUUGGGCUUUGGGGGUUCCGGCAGCGGCCGUAUCCAUCGGGCAGGCCCAUUGAUAUUGCUCAGGUCAUAGGUUAUAAGAAACUCGAUGACCGCUAUUAUGACUCACCUUACGAUGUUCAUGACCAAUUGGAUCCUGACGUACCAGUAGAUCGAUUGGGCCGUACAAGAGGACCUAUGGAACUAAUACAGCUUAAAACUGCUUGGGGUGGUGGAAUAAUUGACAAGCACACAUUUAUUUGGGGUGAUGACCUCGACGAAUGGGUGCCUAUAAGCAUGAUCUAUGGAAUGGAGCGUGCCAUUUGCACUUGGGACGUUAAAUUAGGUGCUGCAGCAACAGCUUUUCUUCAUAAGCUACAAAAAGGCAUUCCGCCUUGGGUUCCUCUCAAGGGGCACGAGCACAAAACCUACAAACAGAUGCAAGAAGAAGCAUAUGAAAGCAAGAACCGCGAUUUAGCUGUUUUAAAGGCUAAUGACGGUGUUUGGCCUGGCAUGAGGACUCCAAGUCACGCUCUUUUCCUCUGGGCUAGUGGUUCUGAGCUCACAUCACUUAUGGAAGAGGAUUUCAUGCCUAACAAAUUCAUUCCCCGGGAUAUUAGGUUCUAUCUUUUGUUUUUCCCUCUGUCAAUGAAUUUGGAUCAACUGGCAGAAAUUAUUCCUGGGUUGAGGCCAUGGGAGGUUUUGAGCAUCGAGCAAGCUAUGGAUCAGAUCACUUAUGGUGGGGAGUGGUACCGUGAACCUCUUGGCCAUUUCACCACUGGCCCUCCAUACAUCAGAAAGUACAGCAAAGACAUUAAGCGGCACUAUUUCAAUUUGCGCAGAUUUAUGAAUUGUCGGUACAAGCAAGUGGCGAGGGGGAUUCCAGGGUUCGACAAGUUAAUCAAGAAAUUAAGAGAAGAGUGGGUCGAAAUUAUGGCCAGAAAGAGAGAAAAAUUGGCCGAGCUAAAGAAGUCAAAGCGGAAUUCACCAUUCGACUGAAGCCAAAGCUGAUGGUAGUAAACAAAAUGUCUGGUGAACUUCCCUUUCUACUUUUGUCCGCUACAUGAGCACACACUAGCUCAUGUACAUUAUUAUAUCAAUAGGAAGAGCAUGGCAG
This is a messenger RNA of Striga asiatica, 1920 nucleotides long. The record is from the annotation of a GenBank genome assembly. NCBI's taxonomy places the organism in Eukaryota, Viridiplantae, Streptophyta, Magnoliopsida, Lamiales, Orobanchaceae.